AGACAAUGAGGGAGGGUCUCUGCCGACCGCCUGCUGCUUAUUGUUCCGGCACUAGAGGCUGCAGCCUGUAGCCGCCUCCUCCUCUAGGGCUUCGCUCCUCUUUCAUCCCUCGGUCUCACUUGGGACCUUCCGAGUGCCCCAGCGCUGUCCCCCGGGGCGCCGGGACGCCAGUCCCAGCCGCAGCCGCCCUUUGCUGACCGCCCUCUCUCUGCUUUGCAGGUUGGCAGCUUUGCGCCCGAGGGUGUCGCGAGCCGAGGCGUUGAGGACCGAGCGCCUCUGGCCCAGCCAGCCGGGCGGGAUGCGGCGAGGGCUGCAGCGCUAACCGCCCCCACGCUGGGCACUGGGCGUACGCGCUCCGGGCUGCAGGCGGAGCGGCGGCGGCGGCGGCGGCGGCGGCGGCGGCGGCGGAGGGGAUGCGCCCGGGACGCGCAAGGCUCCUGCCGCGAGCUGCCAACCCGAGGUGGACCCUAAGGGCUCAUCGCAGGACCGCGCGGACCCCUGCCCUCCGGGGCACGCGGCUGAGGAGCCUCGGGGCCGCGUCUGCGGUCAGGAUGCUCUGGGCACCUCCCUGCUGGUGAGGAUGCCCUACUGCGCGGCUCCGCAUCCCCAGCCCCGGUCCCUGGUGGGCACGACUGCCUGGGCCCGGCUUCGGCCCCUCCUGCCGGUGGAUGAAAAGGGCCGGAGUCCUUGAGUGCGACCGGCUAUCGAAUCUGAAUUCUAAGAGCCAUGGAAGGAGGCACUGGGCUGCAGCCCCAGGCGACAGAGCAGCUGGAGGCCAGCGCCAGAGUAGGAGCGGUCCAAGAGAAGUGCGAACCCGAGACCUUUAGGUCCAAGAGUUUACCCGCCCUGAACAGCGCCUCCUGCAGGCCAGACCUGAAUCCUGCCGGAGAAGACUCCAAGCCCGCCUCUGGCCAUCAGGAGUUGAAGCCAGGCCCUGGCCCGCGGGCCCCCAGCCCCUCCGCCCCGUCUACUUCGGCAGAGAUGGCAGGGCUGGUGGAAAGUCACCACAGGGUGGAAAUCGGCAAACCCAUAUCGGUGUCCUCCACUUUGGCCAUGCUCCAGGGCAGAAGGUGCCUCUAUGUGGUCCUCACCGAUUCCCGUUGUUUCCUGGUUUGCAUGUGCUUUCUGACCUUCAUCCAGGCGUUAAUGGUCUCCGGGUACCUGAGCAGUGUCAUCACCACCAUCGAAAGGCGCUACAGUCUGAAGAGUUCCGAGUCAGGGCUGCUGGUCAGCUGCUUUGACAUCGGGAGCCUGGUGGUGGUAGUGUUCGUCAGCUACUUCGGCGGCCGGGGGCGGCGGCCCCUGUGGCUGGCCGUGGGGGGACUCCUCAUUGCCCUGGGGGCCGCCCUUUUCGCUUUACCUCACUUCAUCUCGCCCCCCUACCAGAUCCAAGAGCUGAACGCCUCGGCGGCCAACUACGGCCUGUGUCAGAAUGGCAACUCCUCGGCCACGACGGAGCCUCCCACCUGCCUCAAGGACUCGGGGGGAAACAGUCACUGGGUCUAUGUGGCUUUAUUCGUUUGUGCGCAGAUUCUCAUUGGAAUGGGCUCCACACCUAUUUAUACCCUGGGACCAACCUACUUAGACGACAAUGUCAAGAAAGAAAAUGCAUCCUUGUACCUAGCCAUCAUGUAUGUCAUGGGAGCACUUGGUCCUGCAGUGGGAUAUUUAUUAGGUGGACUUCUUAUUGGUUUUUACGUUGAUCCCAGAAGUCCCAUUCACCUUAAUCAGGAUGACCCUCGUUUCAUUGGAAACUGGUGGAGUGGAUUCCUCCUUUGUGCCAUUGCAAUGUUUCUUGUGAUAUUCCCAAUGUUUACUUUUCCAAAAAAGCUUCCUCCUCGACACAAGAAAAAGAGAAAGAAAAAAUACUCUGCUGAUGUUGCGGGUGACGAUGACGUUAUGAAGGAGAAAACAAACAAUUGUGAAGAAGUGGACAAAAAAGUUUCUUCUAUAGGAUUUGGAAAGGAUGCCAGAGACCUACCAAGAGCAGCUGUCAGGAUCUUAAGCAACAUGACAUUCCUUUUUGUGAGUUUGUCAUACACAGCUGAGAGUGCCAUUGUAACUGCUUUCAUUACCUUCAUUCCCAAGUUCAUCGAGUCACAGUUUGGUAUUCCAGCUUCCAAUGCCAGCAUCUACACUGGCGUCAUCAUCGUCCCCAGUGCCGGCGUUGGGAUUGUCCUUGGAGGCUACAUCAUAAAAAAAUUGAAACUUGGUGCGAGGGAAUCUGCAAAACUAGCGAUGAUCUGCAGUGGUGUGUCUUUACUGUGCUUUUCAACCCUGUUUAUUGUUGGAUGUGAAAGUAUCAAUCUAGGUGGCAUAAACAUCCCGUAUACAACAGGACCUUCUCUGACCAUGCCUCAUAGGAAUCUGACAGGAAGCUGCAAUGUGAAUUGUGGUUGUAAAAUACACGAGUAUGAGCCAGUCUGUGGAUCGGAUGGAAUUACAUACUUUAACCCUUGUCUGGCUGGCUGUGUUAAUAGUGGUAACAUGAGCACUGGGAUACGGAAUUACACAGAGUGCACCUGUGUCCAAAGCCGCCAAGUGAUCACGCCUCCCACAGUGGGGCAGCGCAGCCAGGUCCGCGUGGUUAUUGUCAAAACGUAUCUCAAUGAGAACGGCUAUGCUGUGUCGGGGAAGUGUAAACGGAGCUGUAACACCCUCAUCCCGUUCUUAGUUUUUCUGUUCAUAGUGACCUUCAUCACAGCAUGUGCCCAGCCAUCAGCCAUCAUAGUAACUCUCAGCAUACAUUCCUACUCCAAUUUACUUUGGAGCAGUUAUUGACACCACCUGCAUGCUGUGGCAACAGGAGUGUGGCGUGCAGGGCUCUUGCUGGGAGUACAAUGUCACAUCAUUUCGUUUUGUCUAUUUUGGUUUGGCAGCUGGCCUCAAACUUGUUGGCUUCAUUUUUAUUUUUUUGGCCUGGUACUCCAUUAAAUACAAGGAGGAAGAGCUACAGAGGCAGAGGUGGAGGGAAUUCCCACUGAGCACUGUGAGUGAGACGGUGGGCCACACCGACAGUGCCGAUAAGUCUGUCCGGACUAGAUCCUGCCCAGCUUUCAGCACCCAGGGAGAAUUCCACGAAGAGACUGGUCUGCAAAAAGGGAUCCAGUACACAGCACAGACCUAUCCGGGGCCCUUCCUAGAAGCAAUAAGUUCCUCCCCAGACCAGGGGCUGGAAGAAAGCCCUGCUGCCAUGUAGCCUCCCUUCUGAAGCUUGAAAAUGGAAGACUUUUGUUGGUUGAGUUGACUAUGGUGACUCGAGAAACACCCGUGCCUUCUUUUCUUUCUUUCUUUUUUUAACCUCUAAAGACACAAUCCUCAAACCAACAAAACUCAGUAUACACAGCCACUGUUGAUUGAGGGCUGGAUACCUCAACAAGACUGAGCCUUUCCCCCCCUUCUCUCCAAGAAGAAGGAGUUUAGAUAGAUUUGUUACCAUUUCUGAGUUAAUUUUGACGCUAAUGCUCCAAUAUGGUAUACGGCUGGGUGCACGACUAACACAAUCAUGGGAAGUGUGAUGGCGGUGCGUAUCAUUAGCGUGCGCUCUGAACAAGGGUGAGCUUGACCAUGAUUUUGCAUUGACAAAGCAAAGGGUUUAGAUGUGAACACCUACUGUGAGUCCUGCUACAAAGCACAAAUGAAUUUGCCUCAACUAUGCAAUUUGAUUGGGAAACUGUAAGUGCAGCCUGUUACUUUUGGUGUCAGAGACUAAAGCAGAUACGGUUCUGAAAUUAGGAAGCUAAACUUGCCCUAAAGUACUGUUAAUAGCAUUGUAAGCCAUAGCAGAGCUAAAAAUCAGGUAGAACUUUUCAAAUGCUUCAAAGGAACCUUAAACGUAGCGUGAAAAUGGGAACAGCUACUUCGUUUCAUAAGACACAUUCUCUUUUAGUCUAUCUGCCCCACCGUAAAGGAGUUAAAGAAGCUGCUGAAUCAUGAACCUGAGAGCUUGAAUAUCAACUUCAGGAUUCUUUCAUAAGGGGUUUUAACACUCGUGUGCUAAACAAUAUGGCUAGAAACUGUCAUUUGAGAUGCAUAAUAAGGAAAGAAACUGAUGGCUUUCUCAUCCAAAGAAAAUUGCUGCAGAAAUUCUUUUAGUUUUUUGUUUUUUAGUAUAAAUUUAUUUAUUUAUUUUCGGCUGUAUUGGGUCUUCGUUGCUGCAUGCGGGCUCUCUCUAGUUGGCAACGAGCGGUGGCUACUCUUCGUUGCGGUGUGCGGGCUUCUCACUGCGGUGGCUUCUCUUGUUGAGGAGCAUGGGCUCUAGGCGCACGGGCUUCAGUAAUUGUGGCUCACAGGCUCAGUAGUUGUGGCUCGCGGGCUCUAGAGCGUAGGCUCAGUAGUUGUGGCGCACGGGCUUAGUUGCUCCGCGGCAUGUGGGAUCUUCCCAGACCAGGGCUCCUGUGUCCCCUGUGUUGGCAGGCGGAUUCUCAACCACUGCGCCACCAGGGAAGCCCUCUUUUAGCUUUUAAGGACCCACAUAAGGGUUGUUGAGGAUUGUAACCUUGACACUCAAAAUAGUUGGAAAAAGAAAUCCCACACAAGUAAGACUGAGUCUCACCUGACCAUUUUACUUAUAUACCUGGAAGCACUAGCCCAUGUGUAGCUUUCUUUUUUAUGUGCAGAAAAUUGCUGCAGUCACUCUGAAAUGAUGUCAUUUCAUCAGGAAGAUCACCUUGAACACAGGAGGAGGGAGAUCUGUGAGCUGGAUUUAGGUUAUGAUCCCAAGUAAUGGUUAAAAAUUAUGUAAAAUAAACUGGUCUGUCGUACUGAAUCCUACCUUAUCUGAAUCAUUUUAUACCUCCAUUUAAUUCCUUUCUACUGUAACCUGCUUGAAGUGGCUCUGAGAGAGGAUUUUUCUGUUCCUCUCUGGAGGAUGGAUGGUGUUCAACAUCCAUCAUCCUUGUCAGUACCUCCCGGCACAUCACUUUGAUUUAGAUGCUACACAGAAUGUUUUCUCUAUGGUCCUUCAGGUCGAUGCCUCCUGACGGCACUGUGGACUGAUAGCAAGUUAACUCAUGGAAUCUGGCUGCUCAGAAAAGGAAUCGUGACAACUCAGACUUAGGAGGGACUAUAACGUACAAAUAUCAAUACGAUUGUGGACGGUGUCUGCCAAUGAGCCUGUGCUUCUGUAAGACUAAUUUGGGAAAUGGUUUCCUUGGCAGAUUUACAGUCUUCCACAGAAGGGAUGAGACUGACCCAUGAUUCUGGCUUUUUGCCCUCCAUCCAUGGCUGCAUAGGUGGAGUUGUGUGAAUAGUCCUGGGUUCAAGGUUGUCUCCUUCUCUACCUAGGAAUGUCAUGGGUCAAAUGGUUCUCUUGGUUGCAUGCAGUUUAUGGAGAGGGUUCUCAUUGUUAGACCAAAUAAUGUCCACGAGGGGUGGAGUCAGUGGUCCCAGGUGACAAGGACUUCCCUCGGGCAGACUUGUUCGGCUAAGUCAUGAGGAGCAUCGUUGCCUGUAAUUACACUGUGUCUGUCAAACUGGUCAACUUGGUGUAGUUUGAAGGUCUUCAGAGAAUUUUGCUGACUGUCUUCUUGUCUACUCUGGGGGCUUAGUGAUCCCCUUUACCCUUUGUGGGAGAUCUUUAAUCCUUUAGAAGAGAAAGUUUCCUUUUGUGUUGGAGCUAAAGAUAUGUAGAUUGGGAAUAGGUGUUUUCUUAAUUUUCCUCUGAUGGUUAAGAAACUGCAUUGAGAGAAUUUUAGUGGGAUUGGCCCUUUUUUUUUUUUUUUUGUAACUAAGAUUGUGUGUUCCAACACUCUUAGAAUUUCUCUCUUCUUAGUAGCACAUUUUGAAAAGGAGCUCCUCUUAGAAAUCUACGACCUGAAACGAUGGACUCAUCAGGUGUAAUUAGAGACCCCCCUCCCCCUUCUCUACCAUGAACAGUCAUCCAGUUCAGCCAUCGCUGACUGAGCACCAUUUCCCUGUCAGGGACCAUUUUACCCAAUUACCAUCUGCCAAUCUAUGAAAUCCUUUGGGUUGAUUAGGCCAUGAUUCAAAGAAAUUGGCCUGAACUGUACACCACAAUGUUAGUAUUGUACUUCCUCAAGUAUCUGGUACUUACAAAUAGCAGGUAUAUCAUUACUGUGUUGUUGGUGAACGUAGAAUAAGUGGUAAAAAUCUUGGGGGACUGACAUUUUGGAAUAUGUACCAAAUAAGAGCUGUCCCCAAAAUGCUUUGGGUUCUGGUGGCAUCAUUGGACUAUUACAUAGUCAACUGAAGUGACUACUUGAUAGAUGACACCAUUUAAUUGUAUAUAUAUAUGGGGUCCUUAUAUGCUUGAUAAUAAAUUGGUCGUGUUACUUUAGAGUCACCACUCCUGUUAAAAGUUUAAUUGCCACUCUCUGUUAGCUUAGGCUUCUAUUUACUUAUUUUUUUGGAAAGGUCACCUUCUUCUUUUUAAAACUCUAUAGAUGAAUGUAUUAUUUGACUUUAAUACGCAAAUAUAAUAUCCUGAGUCUAGCGUGUUAAUUUAGAAACCCCAGGGGGUGGAGUGGACGGUUAGUACACAUUAUUCUGGUUAUCUUCUGUAGCUUGAAAUCCAUAUCCUUUGUAGGUGGAUGUAACUCUUGAAAACAGUCAAAAGUCAUUCAGAACUAGGGUAGGGGAAAGAAAGGAGCAGCAGAGAGGAAACAAAUUAGCAUCUGUUGAAUGUUGACUAUUGGCAGAGUGUUUUUGUCAAGCGCUUAAUAUACAUCAUGCAUUUAAAUCCUCUUAAUAACUUUGCAAGAUAACUAUUUUUAUUGUUUUUCUUUUUUUAAAACAGAUCAUGAAAACUGAGGCUCAGAGAGUUAGUGUGAUUUGUUUAGGAUUGUACAUAGUGGCCAAGUCAGGGUUCAGACACAUGUUUCUCUAUUGUGCACUUCUUACGCUACAUAAUGCUGGACAGUAGUUUUGGUUAACAUAGGUAAGAUGUGACUCUAAGAUAGUGAGGUGAAGCAUUUCAUUUUUUGAUGUGUUACUGUUUCUGAAGAGUAGUUAUUAUUUCCUUGUGUAAAACAAAAAAAAAUCUGUAGGAAACGUCAAAAUUUAAUGUUUUGAUUUUCAAGGUAAAUUUACACUUAUUUACCGAAGUCUUAUAUUCACAAUUGUUCGUCCUAACAUACCUCAAGUAUUUAUUUAGAGUUCCUAUUUAAUAUAGAACAAAUCCAAUUUUAAUGUUAACAUUUAGUCUCAGUAGAGUUUCUGAAAUGAAUCUUAAUGAGGAAAGGUAGUUCAGAUUUGUUGAAUCUGAGUUUGGGGGAUUUCAAGUGUAUGCUUUUCCCUCCCCCCCUUUCAGAAUGUUAACAUUUAUAUUAGUUUUUUUAAGUGACUAUAGCUUUUAAGUUUCUUAAUAAAAGUUUUAAAUGGACACAUACAAAGUGUUGCAUGUUCAGUGAACAGAUAAGUGUUGUAUGUUAUAAACCAAACCACAAUCCCAUUGUUCCUGAUUGGUACCAUUAGUAGCUGCAGGAAAAAACAGGAAUCUGUGCCUAGAAAUGUCAGCUUACCUGCAGAAGGUAAUGGCAGCCCUACCUUUUUACCAACCACCAAGACACUUCUCCCUUAGUCUGCAUUUCCAGCUUGCAUUGUUUGGUGGACUUGGAGCCUGUUUCUUUUUGGAGCCUGUUUUGUAUCAACUACAAGUGCACAAAAGGGAAGAGAAGCUUCAUAGUUUGAAUGGACCUGAAGCAUUUGCAGAGAUUCUCUAGUUGUGCCCGGGAGCAGCAGGAGAGGCCAAGCCUGGAGUGGUAGCCAGUUAUACUCUGUGACGUUGUGUGCACUUCAAACAUCCUAAGUGGCACAGAAAUAUGAACGUAACUAUUGAUAUAUAGGUGCAUACUGAGUAGUCUAAGUAGCAGAUAGAUAUCAAAAUACAGCAUAAUUCCAGAAUUGCCUAGACUGCAGUUUUGCUAAUUCUGUUAAUACAGACUGGUAGAUAUCCUUUACACACACAUAUGGGCAUUUCCUCUUUCAUGGAACGGAAGGGAGUGCCAUGGCUGGUAAGGCGAAGUUCGUGGCCUCGCGCACUUUAUCUUUUCUGUCUUCUCUCCUUUCCUUACCUUCCAGGAUGCUGCUGGGAUCUGUCCCAGACUUCUUGCCACAUAGGAGUCAGAUCUGUGUAUGUUUGAAGAGGUUAUUUUAAGCACUUCGUUUUUACUCAGCCCUAGGAAGGGUCAGAUAUGACGAAAACCCUCCCUGGGUAUUUGCUUUUGCAACAUUAAAAAAUAAAUGCCUCGGUGCUAAAAGUAUUUGAUGAUGCAUGCUCACCGCAACAAUGCACCACUGAAUUCACAGUAUUUCACUGAUAGGGGGCGGCAUGUGCUUUGCUUUUGGAAAUCUGAAGAACUACUCAGAAAACAAGCGCUUAUUACUCUCGUUACUACAGUUAAUCCAUGAACUUUACACUGCAAAAAUGGAGUGUAAGGGUGAAUACUUUUCUACGGAAAACUCAGCGCUUUUGAUAUUUAUUUAAGCAAGAAUAAUCAGAUGCUACAAAGAAUUUCAGAGAGAGGGGAAAAUAUAUUUCAGAUAAUCUUUUCCUAUUUCUUCUCCAAAAAAACCUUACGCCCAUGUAAGGUGUUUUUAAUAUUGAGGUUUUGAAGGUGUUGUCUUUUUCUGUUACACUGUUACAUAGUAAAAUUGAAGGAGAAGAUAUUAUUGAAAACUAAAGUAAUUGCAGGGACAUUUUAAACCAAAGGGGUGAACAAAACAAGUUUAAAGUUUGUAUGUAGAAAUGAAAACUAAGGAUAAUUGGUAAGGUAUUAUAGUGGGCAUUUUUCUUAAAAUACAUACCUCUACCCCAAAUAUUAAUUUAGAAACAUGAAACAGGCAGGUCAGCCUCUAACUCUUUAGUUAAAGGAAAUGUAAUACUGUGUCAAAUAAACUGGCAUUAGGAUCCUAGUGGAGUGUGUGUUCAGCGUGUGUGUUUUUGUGUGUAGGGCUGUGCUUGUGAUGAAAGGCUGUUUUGAGUUGUUGUGUAAAGGAGUUUGAUUUUGUGAUUUUUAAAAUGAAUAUUUAUUUGGAGACCUCUUAGGGUAAUGAGAAAGAUGUAUAAUUCCUGUGUUUAAUGAAAUCUAUUGUCAAUGUACUAAUAAACCUUGGUUUAUAACAUCUUGAAUACUUGAUCAUUGAAAGUUCAGAAAAAAAGUAAAAAAAAGAAUAAAGUGUGUUGGAUUGAAAUUAGUUUGUCUCUUAGGAUUUUUGUUGUUUGAAGCGAUGAAGAAGUAAUGAUGUGAGUGUUUUCUCCCACUAUAAUGACACAGGGGUUUACUGGGA
Molecule: messenger RNA, 9249 nt
Organism: Orcinus orca (killer whale)
Lineage: Eukaryota; Metazoa; Chordata; Mammalia; Artiodactyla; Delphinidae
Gene: SLCO5A1
Product: solute carrier organic anion transporter family member 5A1
Exons: 8
Coding region: 727-2781 (684 amino acids)
Biological process (GO): sodium-independent organic anion transport; transmembrane transport
Cellular component (GO): membrane
Molecular function (GO): protein binding
Source: RefSeq, a predicted model, not a curated record